AUGGCUAUAAAUGAAAAAGACACACAGACAAAAGAAAUACUACACAAGAAACAACAUAAAAAACUAAUGACUAAGCAACACGAACAUCAUCAAAUACUGGGGGUUAUCUCAGGUGGUCCAGAAGGUGACAUGGAAACAGCAGGAUUUGGAUGGACGGUUUUCCAAAGGAGACUUAACGGCACUGUAAAUUUUCUUAGAGGAUGGUCUGAUUACGAGAAUGGAUUUGGGAAUUUAAAAUCAGUUUUUUGGCUAGGAAAUGAGUUUAUCCAUCUUCUUACUUCUACUGCAAGAUACAAGCUUUACGAUUUUGAUGGGAAUUCACGAUACGCAGAGUACAGCGAAUUCAGUAUCGGAGAUGCUGUCAACAAUUAUGUUUUGAAUAUCGAAGGUUAUAGCGGAAAUGCAGGAAAUAGCCUUUCCGAUCUUGGAGACUACAACCAUAACGGUAUGAUGUUUUCCACCAUUGACAGAGAUAACGACAGAAUUCUAGGCAACUGUGCAUAUAAGUAUAAGGGAGCAUGGUGGUACAACUCAUGUCAUAGGGCUAAUUUGAAUGGAGAAUAUUUAGGAGGAUAUUACUCCAUUGCAUUCGUAGGCGACGGGAUCAACUGGUGGACAUGGAAAGGAUAUCAAUAUUCGCUGAAGUCAACUAAACUAAUGAUUAAACGACAUUAA
Messenger RNA from Mytilus trossulus (common blue mussel), 675 nucleotides. Its product is annotated as fibrinogen-like protein 1. The transcript has 5 exons. The coding region runs from base 1 to 675 and encodes 224 amino acids. NCBI's taxonomy places the organism in Eukaryota, Metazoa, Mollusca, Bivalvia, Mytilida, Mytilidae. The record is from RefSeq and is a predicted model, not a curated record.